AUGGAAAAGCCACAUGAUAGUCCCAAAGUUUGGACAAGUUCAUAUUUUGAACAAACCGCAAAUCCAACACUGAUUGAGUCACCCACACUUACUUUCACCCUGGAGGAUGCAGUCGCCAAUGCCAAAGGGAAAAGAGUCCCUUUUGAAGACAUUAUACUCUUUGGUGAGGUUAAAGAUAAUGUGGUUUCUGGGGAGGUUGCUAUCUCCCCGCAAAUUUUUUGCCACCACUUGAAAGAAGGAGGAAAAAUCAGAUCCAGGAAGAAGAAAGGUGCGAUAAAGAAAAAGACAGGAGAAGCCAGUGAUCAUGAAUAUGGCCUAGAAGAUGAAGAAAAUAGGUAUUCCGUGAAGCAGCAAAAGUUGUUUUAUGUCAGCAGCACUAACUCCGGAAUAACUAAAGUAGUGAAUACCAGUUAUGAAGGCAAACACUUGUGUGUCAUAUCAUACGUUGGUGACAAAUUGAAGGACGCUAUUUCAAGGGAUGGUCGUUUCGCAGACGAAUUAAAGCUGUUUACGAGCGAUGACAAACAGUCUGAAAUUGCAAUGCAUUAUGAAGCAUUGAAUUAUUGUGGAAAAGUUCUUUUGGCUAAGAAACCACCGCCGAAAAGAAAACUGGCCGAUGAACCUAUUGGAGACGAAGCAUCGGAAACAAGGGGGGGCAACCAAAGCGCUAUUUCGUUGCCCGAUAAUUUAUCCGACCCCACCACGGAGGACAUAGCCAGAGCGAUGAUGAACGAGGCAAGAAAUGAUGCUCUCGAAGCGUUUGCAGAACCUGGGUCCAAAGGCAAGGCAGAUUUUCAUAUCAAUAAAAUGGUGAAAAAGUUUGGGAAAAAAGAUUCCUGUUCCAUUCCUGCACGUAUUUCAGAUACCUUAUCUCAAGCCAGGGGUUCUGUUGGCUAUCUCCAUUGCGGUGAUUAUGGGGCCACGUGUUGGCUGUUAUGUAAAAAUGUUGUUAUAACAUCUCGACAUGUGUUUGAGGAUAUAUCUAAAAUAAGGAUGGAAGCUACUGACGAGGAGAUAAAUAAAACGAUUUUUGUAGACUUCCAUUUUGACUCCCCGGGACAGAGAAGCAAAAUCGAAUUUGAAAUUGAUGAAAAACGAAAAGGGAUAUACGGGCAAGGAAACCGAGACUACGCGAUUCUUUUCUUAAAGGAUUCUCCUGAUCUUAAUAAUAUGCUAAGCCUAGGGUUGUUGGUACGGCUUCCCCUUCCAAGCAGUGGUAGUGUUGUACUUCUGGGCCACCCAGAAAAAAGACCUAAACAAAUAGAAAUUUGUCAGAUCAUACCAGGAUAUAAAUGGUACCGGACACUUUGUGAACGGAGGAACGACGCCAUCAUGGCGCAUGAUUGUGAAUCAAAUCCAGAAGAGUGUAUGCUGAAUCCCAAUAAUAUAUAUUCCGACAAAAUUGUGGAAUGUAUCCAUAUGUACCAGGGUAAAGAACUCAACCCAGCUGAUCAUUCGGACCAGAUACCGUACGACACCAGCUUUUUUCAUGGGGCUAGUGGUUCGCCUGUCUUCAAUUCCUAUGGUCAUAUUAUUGCAAUGCAUACCAUGGGUUAUCCAUUCUCUCAAUCUCAAAAGAAGCAUAGUCUGAUGGAAUUUGGCAUUACCUUAGCCGCCAUCUAUGAUGAUAUAAUACAGCAGGAAGGCCCUACUUUAGCCUUCACUCUGUUUCCAGAAGUGCAAGUGUCGGAAUAACUGAUGUGCGAUUGCAACAGUGAUUUUCGUGAUACUUUUGGCUUCCACAAAAGGUGUGGUCAAACAGUAUAUUACGUAAUAUAAGUGCA
Molecule: messenger RNA, 1784 nt
Organism: Dendronephthya gigantea
Lineage: Eukaryota; Metazoa; Cnidaria; Anthozoa; Malacalcyonacea; Nephtheidae
Product: protein FAM111A-like
Exons: 1
Coding region: 1-1695 (564 amino acids)
Source: RefSeq, a predicted model, not a curated record